Messenger RNA from Cuscuta campestris, 725 nucleotides. The record is from the annotation of a GenBank genome assembly. NCBI's taxonomy places the organism in Eukaryota, Viridiplantae, Streptophyta, Magnoliopsida, Solanales, Convolvulaceae.
UCCACCCCUUCAUUAAUUUGCAUCUGGCUAUAAACAGACUUAAUAUAAUUAUCUAUCAACUUAGCUUCAGGCAAUGGCCAGAUUUGCAUUUGUCUGUGGAGUGAUUCUUGGAAUGCUGGUGGUGGGAGCCAUGGCGAAUGGGGCCUCUUGGGCGGCGUACCCAAGAAAGCUAUUGCAGGGGAAUACAGGGGAGAGGGGAAGCAUAGCAGAUCCACCCCUUCCCGGCGGUCCGGGGUCGGAGUCCGGGGAAGAAGAAGCUGAGGCGCCGGAGAGUGCGGCGACGCACCACCACUCGGACAAGUCGGUCGCCGGCGGGGAAGUCAUCAUCGGCGGCCUUGUCACGGCACUCUUUGCUGCGGUUUAUUGUUACAUCCGGGUCACCCGGAGAAGGGUAGAGGGCGAUCAAAGAAGCGUCUAUUAACAAUGUGAGGUUAAAAAAACUUAAUUAAUGAAAAUAUAAGCUGUACGUGAGUAGUUAUUGUUAGGUUAGGCAUGUGCUUCGUAUUAUUGUACCAUUAAAUUUUAUUAAAAAAAAUUAGCGUAUGGAGUAAUUUGCAUUUGAAUUGAGCUACUUAUACACAGUCAUACCUUAAAAUUGUGUCUCAAAUUGUACAGCGUAGAUAAGCAUCUUCAUCUUGUGUCAGUAUGAUACUAGUGUGAUGAUUCAUACAAACACAAAAUCGAGGUACAGAUUUUUUUGAUCGCACUAGCUAGCAUAUCGUGUU